This is a messenger RNA of Hirundo rustica (Barn swallow), 1807 nucleotides long. It is a transcript of the gene HAPLN3, whose product is annotated as hyaluronan and proteoglycan link protein 3. Gene Ontology annotation, molecular function: hyaluronic acid binding. Gene Ontology annotation, biological process: cell adhesion. The record is from RefSeq and is a predicted model, not a curated record. The coding region runs from base 101 to 1180 and encodes 359 amino acids. The transcript has 5 exons. NCBI's taxonomy places the organism in Eukaryota, Metazoa, Chordata, Aves, Passeriformes, Hirundinidae.
GCCCUAAACACAGUGCAUCUGCCUGCAGCCUGCCUGCACGCCUGCCCGCAGCCUGCCCGCAACCAGCCCCAGGCUCAGGGUUUGGCCUCGCUUCCCAGCCAUGCUGCUGCUCCCACUCCUCCUAAAAUCCACCCUGCUGCGCCUGGCCAGUGGCUCCUACCACCCCUUCUACAAUGGCUUCUACUACAACCACAUCAUGAAUGACAACGACGAUGGGCAGGACAAAGUGGACUUCAAUGGAGCCAAACUGGUGGUGGAAACCUCUCAAGACCCUGUCUACAGCUACAAUGGUGCCAAUGUCACCCUGCCCUGCCACUACCGCUACGAGCCCGACCUGGGACCUAAGCGCAAAAUCCGCAUCAAAUGGUCCAAGCUGCGGGAUGACUACACCAAAGAGCAGGAUGUGAUGGUGGCCAUUGGCAAGACCUCUGUGGCCUUUGGGGACUUCAAGGGCCGUGCUCACCUCCGUCAGGCCAGCCGGCACGAGGCCUCGCUGGUCAUCAGCGAUGUGCGCUUGAAGGACGAUGGCAAAUACCGCUGCGAGGUCAUCGAUGGGCUGGAGGACGAGAGUGAUGUUGUGGACCUCCGGCUGCAAGGCAUCGUGUUCCCGUACCAGCCUCCCCGCGGGCAGUACAGGCUCAACUUCCACGAAGCCGAGCGAGUGUGCCAGGACCAAGGUGCCAUCCUCGCCAACUUUAACCAGCUCUUCCAGGCGUGGAGCGAGGGGCUGGACUGGUGCAACGCGGGCUGGCUGGCCGAUGGCACGGUGCAGUACCCCAUCCGCCUGCCCCGCAAGCCCUGCGGGGGAGUGCACCUCGCCCCGGGCAUCCGCAGCUACGGCCCGCGCCACCGGCACCUCCACCGCUUCGAUGCCUUCUGCUUCUCCUCCGCACUCAAAGGAGAGGUUUUCUACCUGGACCGCCUGGCUGGGAUGACGCUGGAGGAGGCCAAGCAGAGCUGCCAGGAUGCAGGGGCCGAGAUCGCCCGGGUGGGGCAGCUCUACUCCGCCUGGAAGUUCCUGGGGCUGGACCGCUGCAAUGCCGGCUGGCUGGCAGAUGGCAGUGUCCGCUACCCCAUUGUCACGCCCCGGGCCAAUUGUGGCCCCGCGGAGCCCGGUGUCCGCAGCUUCGGCUUCCCCAGCAAGGGCAGGUUUGGAGUCUUCUGCUACAGAGAGAGAUAAGGAGCCGGGAGGGAUCCUUCUUGAACGAAGGAUGUUUCCAGCCUGCCAGUGCCCAGUGUUGGGCAUUUCCAAGGGCUGUUUUGGGGGUGACUGGGGGGAGGUGGGAUGGGAGGGAAGUUUCUUUUUGUUUUGUUUUGUUUCCUUCCUUUAUAUUUUCCACACCUUGCUCAGCAGUUGGCACCUGCAGCUGCUCGGGGUGGCUGCCAGCUGGGCAGCAUGGGACAGUCCCUGUUGUGGAGUGUGUGCAAGGAUGAUCCCCACGGGCUACUGCUGCCACCCCACUUGGCCGUGCCACCCCAUGGGUGGUGGCCCCUUCCUGCGGUGGCACGUUGUCACCGGCACACACCUGCCCUUCCAGGCUGGUCCUGCCUCCGAGUUCACAAGGCAAGGCCGUGAGGGAGUGAGGCAAAGCUGGAUUUGGCCAGAGCAGAGAGCGGGCAUCUCCAUUGCAUCCUGGCCCCUCUUCCAGCCCCAUCCAUGUCCUGCUGAAAGAUGCCAUUGUGCCUGUCCCUGCCGGAGCACAAGUGCCUUAUCUCUAUGUGCCCCUUGCCUGGACCCCAUUUGAACUCUGGUGCCUUCUUCUUUGAAUAUUGGCUAUGAAAAGAUGUGUUUUUCUGGACAUCUUCU